Messenger RNA from Pseudo-nitzschia multistriata, 1089 nucleotides. The record is from the annotation of a GenBank genome assembly. NCBI's taxonomy places the organism in Eukaryota, Bacillariophyta, Bacillariophyceae, Bacillariales, Bacillariaceae.
CGUUUGCCUCCCGCUUGGGGUCUCCCAUAUCAUUGCUUUUUCACAAAAUAAAGAUCGAUUGUCUAUGAGAAUCGCAAAAACACCGCAAGGUCCCACAUUGACCUUUCGAGUGCAUCGUUUUUCACUCUCGAAACAUAUUCAAAAACUGCAAAGACGUCCAGUAAAUACAAAAUCAUUACUAGAUAGUCCACCGAUUGUUGUGACUAAUAACUUUGGUGAUCAAACAGCCCCUCCACAGGUCAAACUUAUGAGGAUUUCAUUUCAAAAUAUGUUUCCGGCGAUCAAUGUUGCAAACGUCAAAUUGAAAGAUUGUCGACGAGUGGUUCUGUUCCAUCUGAUCGAAGAAGAAAGUCCGGAGGGGGAAUCAGCAGACGGAUCAGCUGUGGCGAAGCAACGUGUCGAAGUUCGGCAGUAUGCCAUUAAAGCUACACCGGUUGGUAUCGACAAGAAGGUUCGACGGCUCAUCCAGUCGAAAAUUCCAAAUUUGAAUAAAGUCCAAGAUAUUGCUGAUUAUAUUGCAGGCAAUGCCAAUGCCACCACAAGUGUAGACGCGGCUAGCGAUUCGGAACCCGAAGAUGGCUCUAAUGCUGUGGUACAGCUCGCUCAAAACUAUGUUGGAAAAGGGAACAAAAGUCAAGGAAAGUCCGCUUUAAAAUUGGUAGAAUUAGGGCCUCGACUGUGUCUCGAACUCGUUAAGGUCGAACAAGGUCUUGCUGCCGGCACCGUUAUGUAUCACGCUCACAUUAAGAAGACACCUGAGGAAGCUAAAGCAAUUAUAGAAAAAGCCGAAUACAAAGUUCGGCUCAAGAAUCAACGCAGACAGGAACAAGAAAGAAAUGUGGAACGAAAACGUAAAGCAGCCGAGGAGAAGAGGGAAGCAAAGAAAAAGCGAAAACAAGAGCGAGAAGAUGCCGCAAUGGACGAUCUUCGAAACCCUCUCAACGAGAAUGACGCGUUUGAAGAUACCAACAAUCUACUGGACGAUGAUGACGAUGAUAUCGAUGAAAUGGAGGACCCUGUCGACGAUGCGUCCAUUAGUGAUGACGAUAACCAUGGUUACAGCGAUUAGAACUUAUAUUUUUGUGAACA